Messenger RNA from Caenorhabditis remanei, 1089 nucleotides. RefSeq lists its product as uncharacterized. NCBI's taxonomy places the organism in Eukaryota, Metazoa, Nematoda, Chromadorea, Rhabditida, Rhabditidae. The coding region runs from base 1 to 1089 and encodes 362 amino acids. The transcript is spliced from 4 exons. Gene Ontology annotation, molecular function: metallopeptidase activity. The record is from RefSeq and is a predicted model, not a curated record.
AUGCGGAUCCUACUUAUCUUAUUAUUCGUGGCGCCAGUCGUUUAUUCGACGGCUGUUGGUGUUGUGAGUGGAGAAGGACACAAGAAGAAUUGUAAGCGAGCAAAGGCGUUCGCUCUCGGAACCCGAAGUGCAAAUGGAAUCAACGCCGUCGACUUCGAGGACCGUAUCCUCCGAAAACCCGUCCAAAAAGUGUACUUCUGGCCGAGUCUAACAGAUUUCGAGAAGAACGUCCUUCGCGAAGCAUUCGUUCAAAUCGGACGUCGUACUUGUGUGAAGUUCGAGGAACAAGAGUACAAGCCAUGGUAUCACGCGGAUCGAUGGGACGCCAACUCACCGCACGUCUUGAUUCGAAAAUCCGGAAAAUUCGCAGCGUAUUCGGAUGCAGUGGUAGAGGGACUGGUGGAUCGGACGAUUCUUUAUGUGGCACAAUCCUCGUUUGAGACGAGUAAUUUCAAUAAUUCAAGAGGGAUGGUCAUGGAUCAGUUGGUCAGGUUUAUGGGCUUGCAGAGGGAGUUGUAUAGACCCGAUGCGGUUUCGUAUGUGCAGGCGAUCAGACUCCGAAUGUCUGUCACGAUGCUCGGGUGUCCAGAUGUCGGAAAACGUCAUGAGUGUUGUGGACAUCAGGACAUCUGGAAAUACAGACAGACAUACAUCAGACAGCGAAAAUUAAACGUCAUUCUGAAGGUCCCGAUGUCUGCAGAUCGCGGCGGAAUCCCAAACCUCGGCACUCCCGACUACAACCCCAUCCAACUCACGUGGCCAUUCGACCCGGAAAGUAUUACAGUACCCCUAUGGGCCCGCGAGAAAUUCCGUCUGACACCCUACUGUCCGGCUAGAAAUGACGCGGAUAUCGGAGCCGGUCAACGAGUCGGCCUACUGACUAAAUGGGAUACGGUGAAACUGAAUAGUAUGUACUGUCCGGAUAAAGUGGUGGACGCUGAUCCGUCGAGGGGACCGUGUGUCGUCCCAAGGUCGAAGGAUCUGGAUAGUUUUAAAAAGAGAUUGUGGGCUUAUAAGAGAUUAUUGGCAAAGAAUACGAAGAGAAGGAAGGCGAAGGCGAAGGUUGUUAAGAAGCAUAAGACCGUAUGA